GUGAAGUCUCUCCCGCCCUCCCCCAGCGCGAGUCACCAGAGAAGAACUACAACUCCCAGCGUGCCUGGCGCCUGCCGGGCUAUUGACCUGCUCGCGGGGGCCGCCGCCGUGUUGCCGCCCGCCUGGCCGCGAAGGAAGACGUGAGGGCCGCGGCCUGGGCGCCGAUCCCGCAGCCUGAGGGAAGAUGAGUUCGGCCAGGGAGACGCAGCCCCGCCACGGCAUGAAGCGAGCGGCCUCCCCCGAUCAGGGAUCGAGCAGCUGGGAGGCAGUAGAUUUAGGUAAUGAAGAAAGAAAGCAAAAGUUCUUGAGACUUAUGGGAGCAGGAAAGAAAGAACACACUGGCCGCCUUGUUAUCGGAGACCACAGAUCAACUUCUCAUUUCAGAACAGGGGAAGAAGACAAGAAAAUGAAUGAAGACCUAGAGUCUCAGUUCCAGCAAAGCAUGGACAGCACUAUGUCCGGAAGAAAUCGACGACACUGUGGACUUGGUUUCAGUGAGCUGGAGGAGGCUGAAGGACAAGAUGAUGUGAACAGAUACUCUCCUGAACCUGAAAGUCCAGAGGACUCUGAAAGUGACUCUGAGUCAGAGCAAGAGGAAUCUGCAGAAGAACUGCAAUCUGCUGAAAAAGACAGUGAAGCUGAUGAUCCAGAAAGCAAGAAAGAUGUGAAAAGCAAUUAUAAAAUGAUGUUUGUUAAAUCCAGCGGCUCAUAACUUCAGGUCUAAUAAGUCUUUGUAUUUAAAGUACAGUAAGCCUUUUUGUUAGUGCAAAGUGGAGGACUGCUUACAGCACAGAUUUUUGUAUUAUGAUUUUAAAAAAGCCCUUUUAGAUGAGAGAAAAAUAGUGCUUGCUUUCAGAUGCCAUGGAUGACAUUUUUAUGGGCAUGAGUGUAAUUUUUUGGGGGGUAAAGUAUAAACAGAUGCAUUAGGACAAAAAUAAAUUUAAUUGCCAGCCUCCUUUUACAAUAUUCUCUGAACCCACUCUCCUUCCAUUGUAGUUAUCAAACCUCUGACACUACUUUCUUUGAUUGGUGUCCUUUUGUCUUUUUUUUUUUUGAGAUAUAAGGUUUCAUUGGAGUUGCCUGUUAAUGUAUUAAUUAUGAUACAGUAGCAAUGACAUCAGUAUUCUGCAGUGUAAUGCAGCUUCAAAUCUUGGUUCUGUUUGGUGAUACCAGCAGUACAGUCUGACAUAAUUGCCAGAGAACAGGUUUAUUCAUUUAGGUCCUGAUUCUGUAAUGAGUUUCUGUGGCAGAGUCCUACUGCUGUCUGUGGCACUCCAUCAGUGUAGGGGGCCCUACAUCAUAGCAGGAUGCAGAAGAGGGCCUUUAGGGUACAUCUACACAGGGAUUUAAAAAAACUUUUGGUGGCCAAGGUGAGCUGACUUGGGCUUGCGGGGCUCAGGCUGGAGCCUGAGCACUGGUAGCCUCUGAGGGAAGAGGGUCUGAGAGCAUGGGCUCCAGUCUGAGCGCAAAUAUCUACACAGCGAUACCCUGCAGCCUGAGCUCAGGUUAUCUGACCUGGGCCAGCCAUAGCCAUGCCACAGGUUUUUCAUCCCUGUGUAGAUGUACUCUUAGUUACUUCUCUGGGCCUGUUUUUAACAGCUAUUGUACAAGAGGGAUACAUUCUGCAACUAGCUUGAUGAUCUUGGGUGUAGAUAUCCCUUUUGAAAUGAAGGACUUUGAUCCUGUAACUGCUUGAGUUGCAGUGUGCAUGAGAGCUAUGUAAAAGCAGAGCUUGGGGAGGGAGGUUGGUCUCAUAUUAACAUGUUAGUUUUAAUAAUUUCUCUCUACAGAAGUGAGAUUUGCAGAAGAUAAAGAACCGAACCAGGAAAUGAGUUCAUGUGAAGGGAAAAGAUACUUUGAUAUGGAAAAUGACAGGUGCCUCAAUUAGUUACCUUUUUUCUUCCAUAUUGUAUGCAUUGUCUCAGCUAUUGUAAUGGCAUCUGUUUGAAAAAUAAUCAUCAGAUUUAAUCUGAGGAUCAUAAAAGGAAUGCCACAUUGCAUAUGUUCUGAAUGCAUUUCUUUAUGGGAGAGCAGAACUUCGUCUGCACUGUAGACUUUGCAAGAAAAAGCUUACCCGAGGCUCUUGAUGAAACUUAUCACUUUUUUUCUGUAUCUGGUAAAGCUGUGUUUCUAAUUUACUGAUAAUCUGUUGCAGUGAUUAUUUCCAUACUGUUUGCUAAUUUGUAUGAGCUGAAAUAUGUCCAUUGAUUGUAAGAUAAUUGAAAAUUAGUACUUCAGCCUCAGCUACACUGAAAGACUUUGAACAAAUGUUACUUUAUGGAAAAAACAAGCAGUAUUAAACCAGAUACAUGUGAUUAUACACUAACUAUGACACACAAAGUGACUUUAAUCAGAAUCUGCAUUUACUUUUUAACCUAGUUUAACAUGACCUUGAGCCAUAACCAUACCAUAUUUCACAUUAAAGGAGUAGGGCUAUGACAGGGGAAAGGGCAAAGAAGUGGCUGAACUUUUGAAUUAAAAAAACCGACCAGAACUAGAACUUGACCAGCAAAUUAUUUGAUUUGUCUCCCCCUCAUGUUAUUAAUUUGAUCCUUUCUAUACGUGUGUACAUUUCUGCAAUAUGCAAGGAAGUAACCUAAUAUUAUAUACACAGACAACCCCCUCCCCCAUAUUUACCAACUACCUUGUUUAGUUUUAGUGGUUAAAAUGGUGGUUAUAAGCUGCCAAUAUUCAUAAAAGCACCAGGAAUUCAUCUGCUAUUUUACAGAGAUGUUGAAUCACUGACCAUCUUUUCAACCACUCUCACUAUCUCUAAUGCAUAAAUAAAAAUUGGGAAGAGGUCAUUAUAUUAACCUUGCCUGGUGAAAUGCGUGAUUAUGCUUUUUCACCAUCGAGGAGUUUGCUUUAGCUAAAUCACCUUUUCAGAUAUAUCUACACAGAGAAGAUAUGUAGGAACCAUUUUGCUUUUAAUACAUUUAUCAUUCGCUAAUGCCUUCAGUUUGCCUAGUAAGGAAAAUAUAUGUGAAAUUUGAAAGUGUUUCACUUCUGUGUCAGUAAGGGGAAAACUAUUAGGAUAUUGUCCCAAAAGGAAACAUCUACAAGAAUCCACCAACAAAACUGCUGCCCUGCAGGUUUUCUCAAUUAGGACUUUAGUGAGCUGCCUUUUCUAGUCUCAAUGGCUGGCUUUUCUACAGAAGAUGAGAAAAAAUCUGAAAAUCAGCUGCUGCAAUGAGAAAUCCCAUCUAGCACAUAACUGUCAACAGUCUCGUGCUGUCAUGGUCUUCACCCAUACUCUGAGUGGAACCAACGUCCGUGCAGCACCUCUGUGUUGUGGAGUGUUCAGCAAUCCAUAGCUCUAGCAUCAACUCAGUCUGGUACAUCUCU
This is a messenger RNA of Mauremys reevesii (Reeves's turtle), 3345 nucleotides long. RefSeq names its product chromosome 4 C11orf58 homolog (gene C4H11orf58). The record is from RefSeq and is a predicted model, not a curated record. NCBI's taxonomy places the organism in Eukaryota, Metazoa, Chordata, Testudines, Geoemydidae. The coding region runs from base 185 to 712 and encodes 175 amino acids. The transcript has 5 exons.